GGGUGUUUGGAGCGAAAAUUAGUGUAAACGUCAACGCCACUGAAAAAUUUCCACCGUUCGUUGAAAAAGUCGUUUUCACAGUGAAAAGUCCUCUUAAAUUGCACAUAAAUUAUCACAAAUCCCUCCCAAUUGUCCCCGCUAUGCGUGUGUGUUGAAAAAUUGUGCUAAAAUCCCCAAAUACUGUGCCAAGUGAAGUGUUUUCCUUCCUCCCAAAGAAACCUAACCUCACUCUUUUCUACCAUUGUCAAGGGGUGCUUCAACGUAGAUUUUCACCCCUUUCCGGGAAUAUUCCCAGUCAGGAAGUGCAUGGAAGUGAAAGUUUAGAUCCUGUAGAUUCUGUUGGCAGUGUCUGUGAAGUGCGUCAGUAUUUUGUUUGGUGUCUAUUGAGGGGGAAAUCUGAGGCAAGUUAAUUGAGUGAUAAUAGGGUCAACAGGGUGCUCCCGGAGUUGUGCUUCUUACGUCGUCAAUCGUACGCAAUUUACGACACAAUCCAACGUUUUUAAUUGCUAAUUUUGCCAGUGUAUUGAGCCAGUGUCUUGCUAACGAGAUUCCUCAAGAUAGAUUUAAUUAUUUUGUGUAUCUAAAAUCAACCCAAAGUGAAUAAACUCUGUGAAAAUGAGUGAAAAUGUCGAGGAAAAGCCAGAGGUCAGUGAGUGUGAUACGGCGAGUGAAGCAUCAUUUGCACCAUCAACAUCAUCACACAAACCCUCUGGGAUUAGGCCGCCUUCCGUGAGAAUUGGGAGACUCUGCACAAAACACUCCACACCAAAAGCCUCCCAUCCGCCGCCAUCGGAAAGCAAAAAUCAAGGAAUUGUUCUGACCACUGAUACAGACAGUUUCAUCAUUGGUCAGCGUGUUUGGGUGGGUGGAGUACGUCCUGGACAUAUUGCCUACAUUGGCGAGACACACUUUGCGCCCGGAGAUUGGGCAGGAGUGGUUCUCGAUGAGCCGAGUGGCAAGAAUGAUGGAUGUGUGUCGGGAAAGCGCUACUUCCAAUGCGAACCCAAGCGUGGUAUCUUCUCACGCCUCACACGACUCACUCGUGAGCCUCUGCUCACGGCUGACUCCACAGAUGAUCUGUAUAGGAGUCCAUCGCGCACCCCAGCAUCCCCCGUGAGAACCAUUUCGCCGCCGUCGAGCGUGCGGAACAGUGUAACUCCAUCACGCUCGGGCGGAAAGGGUGGAAUGCAAGUGGGUGAUCGCGUGAUCGUAUCAUCGGGCUUUGGGAGUCGUCCGGGAGUACUGAAGUACAUUGGAGAGACACAAUUUGCUCCGGGAAAUUGGUGUGGUGUUCAACUGGAUGAUCCCACGGGGAAGAAUGAUGGAUCAGUUGAUGGGAUAAGAUACUUCGAUUGUGUGGACAAAUAUGGGAUUUUUGUCCCACUGGCCAAGGUGACAUUGUCUCCAUCGGCCAAGAAAACCUUUGCCCGAAUCCCCCGAUCAAAUUCCAAGGAAUCCCUGACAUCUAUCGGUACCCUGGGCAGCAUGGCAUCGACAAAUACUUCGAGAUUGCGCAUGGGGGCAAAUGCUCAGAGGCUUUCAUCAUCCACGAAGCCAAUAACCACGCCAAAAAAUACCUUUUCCCUACAGGAUGUUUUGCGUGAAAAGCAGAAUCACAUUGAGCAAUUGCUGGCUGAGAAAGAUCUCGACAGACAAGAUGCUGAGAUACAAUCAAUGAUGUACCAGAAGGAUAUCAAUGAGUUAAAACAGAAAAUUGGGGAUUUAGAGGGUCGAUUGAAGGAGGAACAACGCAAAAAUGAAGAUUUGCAGUUCACAGUGGAUGAAGCUCAAUUCUGUGGAGAUGAACUUUCGGUGAAAAAAAUUAAAGUCCUGGAAGCUCAGAGUCAGGAGUACAAGGAAAGGAUUUCAAAGCUGGAAGAGGAAUUGGCGCAUUCAAAAACCUCAUCAAUCGGUACGGAACCAGAUGGGGAAUCAGUUCAUUUAAAAGAAUUAACAGAAAAGGUUGAAGAGCUGAAGAAGCUUUUGGCAGCUCGGGAGGAGGAAAUCAAGAAUGUGCGGGAAGAGGAAAGGGAACGUUCAAAUAAAAUCCUUGAGCUUCAGAAGCAGCUCAUUGAGGCAGAGAGUAACAUGGACAUUAAAGUCUCAAGCCUCAGUGUUUCGGAAAAUUGCCUCAGGGAAGAAAUUAAAAUGCUUUCGGCUCAGAAUGAUGAGAUUAGGGAAGAGGCUGAUGGUUAUAAGGCCUCCCUAGCUUCCAUUGAAGCUGCCCAGAAGGGUCUUGUGGAAGAGAAUAUUUCUCUGAAGAAGGCAAUUGCUGAAGGGGAUAAGAAAUCUGCAGAAAUGCAGGUGAUUAUUGCCAAUCUCGAAAAGGAUAGCCAAGAAAUGGUGAGGCUGAAGGAGAUUUUGAGUCAAAAUGAGAUUUCUGGGCAGAAGCAUGUCCAGGAAGUGCAGGGAUUUCAGGAGAAAAUCCGUGAGAAUGUUUUGAAGGUUGAUGAAUUGUCUAAGGCUUUGGAGGAGAGGAAGGUAUCGGAAGAGGCAUUGAAUAGUCAAAUUAGAGAGAAAGUUCAGAGAAUUGAGACACUGGAGAAGGAAGUGGCUGAAGUAAUGGCUUCAAAAGCUGCCAUGGAGUCUGAAAGAGUGACUAAAGGAGAGGAAAUUAAGAAACUGGAGCAAUUUGUUGAAGUCCUCAAAGCUCAACUCCAGGAAGCGAGUUCAGCAACAAAUUCCUCAAGGGAAGAAGUUGACAGUGUCCGGAAGUGUCUCACAGAUCAGGAGAAUUCCUCAGCUGAACUGAGGAAGGAAUGUGACGCUCUGAAGAAGUGUUUGAGUGAAAAUGAGGCAAAAUUGCAAGAGACUGUGAAGAAUCUCGAAGCAGAAACCGCUCAAAAGUGCCUAAAGAUUGAGGAAUGUCAGAGAUUGCAGGAAAGUAUCUCUGAAGCUGAAGAGAAGCAUGUGAGAGAGGUGGAAGCUAUUAAAGAUGAAGUGAAAAAGCUCACAGAGUGCCUAAAAAUUGCCGAUGAUGAGAGGGAAUCACUGAGAAGAGCCCUCCAAGAAAUUGAGGAAGCUAAAAAAUCUUUGGAGGAGAAUAUUGAGAAUCAGAAGCGUCAAAUUGAAUCCCUGAAUGUCAAUUUGUCAGAAGUGGAGCAGCAAAAAUCUUCGCUGCAAGAUCAGUUCAAUCAGUUGGAUUUGAAUCAUGGGGAUUUGGUCAGGAAGUUUCAGGUUCUUGAGGAGAAAUGCAGUCAACUGACCAGUGACAAGCAAUCUCUUCAGACUGAAUUGACAUCCGUGAGGAAUUCUUCACUGGACACAAAUUCAGAAGUCACAAGAUUGGUCCAGGAAUUGGAGAAUGAGAAAGCAUCCCUCGAAAACUUGUCAGAAUCUUCAACAGCCACAAAGUUGUCCUUGGAGAAGAAAAUCCAGGAACUUAGUCAACUUGUGGAUAAGCUCCAGGGAGAAAUUGAUUCCUUGGCAGCUCAGAAGAUCAACCGGGAAAAUGAAUUGAAUGCCGAACUAGCGAGAACCAAAGAAUUCCAUCAGAAUGAGAUGGAGUCCACGAAGAAAAAAUACCAGGAAGAGAAGGAUAAAAUGAUCCAGGAGAUCAAUUUAAAACUCGAAGAGGCUGAAAGAAACAGAUCCAAUCUUACAGCAUGCAUCACCAGAUUGGAGGAGAGUGUCGGGAGUCUUCAGAAGGAUCUGGAAAACUCCCGGAAUCAUCAGAAGGUGACAGAAAAGGAACUUGAAACGGCUCGAGAACAAUUGGAUACCCUUGAAAGAAGCCUCAAGAAGGAUUUAGAGACAUCUCGGGCAAGAAUUGCUGAUCUAGAGAUGGUCAGGAAUUCCUCUCAGUCAUCUCAUGAAGAUCUCCUGAACAGACUCUCCGAGAAAGAAGCCCUUUUGGCAGAAAUUCGCGAUGAAAGGGACACAAUGAAAGUCGAAGUUGGAGCUCUGAGGGAGAACUUUGAGAGACAAAUCAAGGAAAUUGUGGAGCUAAAAGCCAAUGUUGAGGAAGUCACCAAGAUCAGGGAAUCAGAAAGCAAGAGAGCUGAAGAUCUUGGAGAGAAACUGAGGGAUAUGGAAGAUGAACAGGUGGAUCUUGUGGAUAGAAAUGAGCAAAUGAUGGUGACAAUUUCAGAACUGGAAGCCCUUAGACAAUCCUUGGAAGGAUCUCUGGCAGAAAUGUCUUCCACUGCAGAUGCCAAAACGAAAUCAUUCACCACGGAACAGGAGGAACUUAAAAAGGAAGUCACUAGAAUGACAGAAGAGCGAGAUGCAGCUCUCAGAGAAGCGGCAGAAAAAACUGAACAAUUGUCCCAAACCGUUAAUCAUUCGGAAGACCUGAAAAACCAGUUGAAAGCCAAAUCAGAAGAACUGACAGCCAAGGAAUCAGCCCUGGCUGAGCUUCAGUCAAGCCAGAAGGGUCUCCAAGAGACCAUUCGCGAGAAAGACGCCAAAGUAGCCAAAGUCCUGGAAGAAUCUGAAAGCUUCCAGAACAGUCUCAAAGAAAACCUCACCAAGAAAGUCGACGCUUGCCAGGAGCUAGAGAAAAAGUGCACAUCCCUAGAAGCAACCAUCGAGGACCUCAAAAAAUCCCUAGAAACCUCUGCCCAAGAAAAAUCCCACUCAGCAGAAGUUAUCCGGAAUCUAGAACAAACUCUGACGAAUCUCAAGAAGUCCUCAGACGAAGUGGAUUCCUCGAGGGCUGUUCAGGACAAAAACAUGGCUGAAUUGUCCCAGAAAUUGGCAGAAGUGACCCAGAAAGUCUCCCAGAGAGACGAAAAAAUCAAUUUGCUCGAGAGACAGGAAGGUAUUCUCAAGGAGAAAAUCACAACACUGCAGAAGCAUCUGGACAGCCUUCAAUCCCAAGUGGAGGACAGAGAGCUGCAGCUGAAAGUGACCAGGAGUCAACUGGAAGCAGCCAAGAGCAAUCCAGUGGCUCCUGCAGCAGAAAUUGUGGAUGACUCAGAUGCCGGAGCACAGAUAAACUUCCUGAACUCCAUCAUUGCGGACAUGCAGAGGAAGAAUACGGAAUUGGUGGCUAGGGUGCAGAUCCUAGAGGCUGGACCUGCAGAUUCCGGCUACAAUGGCCUCAAUCUCGAGAUGCCGAUACGAAGGAAGCCCGCUCCAAGGCUCUACUGCGACAUUUGUGAUAUUUUCGAUGCCCACGACACGGAAGAUUGUCCGGUGCAGGCCUCAGACAGUCCCGUGCCGGAUGUGGCCAUCAGGAAGCCCGGAGAGCAGCGAGUUGUACCGCCACCGAGGAAAUAUUGCGAAUCUUGCGAAGUUUUUGGCCACGAAAUGGGAGAAUGUGACAACGAUGAGUCCUUCUGAAGAGCCCAAACCAGAAUCCCCAGGGACUUCCUGAACUAGUUAGCUCAAAUGUUGUUUUGUUGAGAAUUCUGUGUUCUUUUGUUUCUUGUGAGAUAAUUAUUAUUAAAUUUUUAGAUCAAUUUCAUACAUUCUAA
Molecule: messenger RNA, 5420 nt
Organism: Phlebotomus papatasi
Lineage: Eukaryota; Metazoa; Arthropoda; Insecta; Diptera; Psychodidae
Gene: CLIP-190
Product: restin homolog
Exons: 12
Coding region: 616-5286 (1556 amino acids)
Source: RefSeq, a predicted model, not a curated record